AAUGUGAAACUUGCUAUAUAUACCACUCGAAGAACACCCUUAAAGCUGCAACUUUACGGGGACAAUCUUUGUCUUGGAUCUCUUAAACCUGCUGUUUGGUUUCUCUUCCGAAGAUGGAAGUUGUGCGCUUCGUAUUUGGCAUCUUCGGUAACGCCACUGCUCUCUUCCUCUUCCUGUCUCCACUCGUCACGUUUCAGCGGAUCAUCCGGAAGAGAUCGACCGAGGAUUUCUCAGGCGUUCCCUACAACAUGACCCUUCUCAACUGCCUCCUCUCCGCCUGGUACGGUUUGCCGUUUGUGUCGCCGAACAACCUCCUGGUGUCGACGAUCAACGGCGCCGGCUCAGUCAUAGAGGCGGUGUACGUGUUGAUCUUCCUCGUAUUUGCGCCGAAGAAGGAGAGGGCUCGCGUGGCGGCAUUGUUCACGUUCGUGCUCUCCGUCUUCGCCGUCAUUGCCCUCGUCUCCCUGCUUGCUCUCCGAGGCCAGCGCCGUAAGAUCUUCUGCGGCUUCGCCGCUGCCAUCUUCUCCAUAUGCAUGUACGCCUCGCCUCUUUCCAUCAUGGUAAGAAGCCUGGAUCAUCUGCCACUGCUCGGGUUACACGAAGUUCCCGUACGUGAUGGUUCCAUUUGGGCAUCUCAAUCUAAUUUACGUGCAGAGAUUGGUGAUCAAGACCAAAAGCGUGGAGUACAUGCCGUUUCUGCUGUCCUUGUUCGUGUUCUUGUGCGGGACAUCAUGGUUCGUCUAUGGCUUACUGGGUGGGGAUCCAUUCGUCACGGUGCCGAAUGGAUGUGGGAGCGCGCUGGGAGCCAUCCAGCUGAUCCUGUAUGCAAUCUACAGGAAUCACACCACCACCGACGGGGGCUCGGAGAUGAACGGCCAGGGACACAAGCGGCUGGAGGAUGACUCUCGAGCAACGGAGAAGAAGCCUGAUCACCAACCGAUAGCAGACAAGGUGUAGAGUGCAGAAGCAGUGGACUAGGCAAGAGCUGACAGCAUUGCAGUCUCUGCGAGCUCUCCUUGUGCCUUCUAUCUGCUGCCACGGUUCUUAUCUUCUUACCUUCGUUGCCACCUGCAGCAGUUGUUCCAGGAUGCCAAGUUGAGACGGAACCGACGGUGUUUUAACUUCCUUGCGAGUUCAGAUUUGGCCUGUAACUGGAACAAUGUGAAUCUUACACUUGUUUGUGAAUCUUGCGUGAGUAAUAAGCAAUGGUGAUAUAAAUCUGAUGUGAGUUGCUUUAA
Molecule: messenger RNA, 1238 nt
Organism: Musa acuminata AAA Group (dessert banana)
Lineage: Eukaryota; Viridiplantae; Streptophyta; Magnoliopsida; Zingiberales; Musaceae
Product: bidirectional sugar transporter SWEET1a-like
Exons: 5
Coding region: 114-902 (262 amino acids)
Biological process (GO): carbohydrate transport
Cellular component (GO): membrane
Molecular function (GO): sugar transmembrane transporter activity
Source: RefSeq, a predicted model, not a curated record